Messenger RNA from Halteromyces radiatus, 1308 nucleotides. RefSeq names its product Alpha/Beta hydrolase protein. Gene Ontology annotation, molecular function: triacylglycerol lipase activity. Lineage: Eukaryota; Fungi; Mucoromycota; Mucoromycetes; Mucorales; Cunninghamellaceae. The transcript is spliced from 5 exons. The coding region runs from base 1 to 1308 and encodes 435 amino acids. The record is from RefSeq and is a predicted model, not a curated record. Gene Ontology annotation, biological process: lipid metabolic process.
AUGAUAUUAGCGGUGGUGAAUGCAAUGGAUCCUAGAUUUGAUUUCUUUGAUACAAGUAUUGAACCCACUCGCUAUUUAGAAAAUACCCAUUUGUUUGAAAAAAGAGCACAACAAGCUUUACCGACUUUAAGUAAAAUGAUCAAUAGACCUCAAUAUUCAUUAUCUUUGGCUUAUACAUUAUCAGUGGCUAGCAAAUUGGGAUAUGAAGAUCUGGAUAUCAUUCGUUAUGAAUUAGACAAAGCAGGAUUUGAUGUCACUCACACUUUCCGUCCUUUUGCUUACAAAAAUAUUUGUGCAUAUGUGAUUGAAAAGGAUGAUAUGAUUUUUUUGGUAUUUCGAGGCUCGAAUCCAUUGAACAUCCAAAAUUAUUUAACCAAUAUUGAUAUUCGUAUGCGAGAUGUAUAUGCACCUUGGGGAUAUAUGGGACGUGUUCAUAAAGGUUAUUUUGAUGCUCUUGGUGAACCUACAUUACCACCAUCCACUAGUCAAAAAGAACAUCAAGCUUCUACCACAUCGUCAUCAUUCCUUCCUACCCGUCAUCAAUGGAUUCAAAAUGCUAUGGGAGAUACAUUAGGAUAUUGGAUGCAUCAAUUUUUAGAUCCUAUUGAUCAUAGAUUCCAUGCCGCUGCUGCUGCUGCUGCUGCUGUUGACAGUUCUGCCAAUCAAAAAUCAUCAUCACCAUUGCGUCAUACAAGUAUGUACAUUCAAGCAGAAUCCUAUCUUUUAUCCUUAUUACAAAACGAUCCCACUCAUCAACAUAAAAAGGUAUACAUUACUGGUCAUUCCUUAGGUGCUGCUUUAGGUACAAUGUUUUUGGCAAAAAUGGUUCAAUCUAAUAGUCCAUUAUUGCAACAUUUGGGGGGUCUCUAUGCAUAUGGUCAACCUAAAUUAGGAGAUGAUCAAUUUUCAAAGAUAUUUGAUGCAAAAUUAUCUAGCAAGAUCUUCAAUCAUACAUAUAACAAUGCAUACGAUAUCACACUUUAUCCACCUGAUCCAUAUGAAGGUACACCUGUACCUGUGAGACCAAUUUCAUAUUUACAUUUAUCUGGUUUGAUGAAUCGACAUGUCCUUCAGAGAUUACCGGAUGAGAACUGGAUUCGUAUCUUAUUCCGUGUGUUGGCGCCCUAUAUGAUCAAUGAUCAUUUUGCUUCUGAAUAUCCGAAAUGUUUACGCAGUGGUCAUGUGAAUUGGGUGAUCAUGGGGCAGAAAACCAUGUAUUCAGAUGAAGAUGAUGUGAUGAUCAAAAGAAAAAGACCUAGUGUAAAUAGAAGACGGUCAAGUAGAAUCAAUGUGGCUGAUGAAUUAUAA